UGAGAUUCUGGCGCAAUCUGACCGUCAAAAUAUUACGAAAUUGAAAUUCAAAAGCUAGAGGGAGGAAGAGCGAGACAGGCACACUUGCUCCUAUUCUUCUCCGUUCCUGAAAAAUCAUUCUUCUUCUUAGUCCGAUAUACAUACACACGCAUAUUCCGGGACGUAUAUUUCUGCUGCACGGAUCUAUUUUUAGAAGAUUGAGCUCGAUACGCUCACGAUUUUGAACCCGGCAUUUGAAGGUGUUUCUCCGUUCAAUGACUUCAAUCUGCGCUAAGCCAUGAGACUGUUUGGAUAUAGAUUCUGAAUUCAGGCAAUUUACUAAAUACUGCCGUAGAAUCAGAAAUUCGGAGACCUUCGUGGGAGUUUCGUGAUUUUUGGAGGGGGGCAUGUGAGUUCUGAUUUGAUUUAAUAUAUUUAUUAGUUUGUUUGGCGUGGCCAAUCGUUCUCGGUUUGAAUGGAGAAUUGCGAGGCUGGGGAUUUCCUCCCGAUGAGGUCACACUCGGAGGCGGCAUCUACAGUCACCGCGCCACCGCUGCUAGCAUCUGUGGAUGUUCCGACGAAGAAGCUUGCCAGGCAGCUGGAUUUCACGGGUAUAGGAGGCGGAGGAGGGGAUGGCAGUGCUGCAGCGGCAAUUUUUCUGGAGCAUCAUGGACAAAUUCAGCAGCAGGUGCCCAGGCCUAGCCAAUCCACACGGCCUCAGUUACAGCCACAACUCGUGGCGAAGCCAAGCCAUCCUCCCCGGCCACAAUUACAGCUACAGCAACAUAUACUAUUGAUGCAGCAACCUCCACCGUCACCCCACAUUCCUUCAAAUCGACCUAUGAAACCAGAAUCUCCAAGUGCACGGCCAAGGCAAAGUGCUACUGAAGUAAAAGAUGGUACUCCAAAGAAGCAAAAACAAUGUAAUUGCAAACACUCUCGAUGCUUAAAACUGUAUUGUGAAUGCUUUGCAUCAGGCAUAUAUUGUGAUGGGUGUAACUGUGGAAACUGUUUUAAUAAUGUUGAAAAUGAAGCUGCCAGACGAGAAGCUGUCGAAGCUACGUUGGAUCGCAAUCCAAAUGCAUUCAGGCCUAAAAUUGCCAGCAGUCCCCAUGGAAUCCGGGACAGUAGGGUAUUGUCACAACUGAAAACAAAGGAGGAAGCCGGUGAUGGUUCAAUCUUAGGGAAACAUAACAAGGGAUGCCACUGCAAAAAAUCAGGGUGUCUUAAAAAAUAUUGUGAGUGUUUUCAAGCUAACAUUCUAUGCUCAGAAAAUUGCAAAUGCAUGGACUGCAAAAAUUUUGAAGGAAGUGAAGAGAGGCAGGCUCUCUUCCAUGGGGAUCAUUCAAACACCAUUUCAUAUCUGCAGCAGGCAGCAAAUGCUGCAAUAACUGGUGCUGUUGGAGCAUCUGGUUAUGGCUCUCCUCCAGUUAGCAAGAAGAGAAAGGGACAGGAGCUCUUUUUUGCUACAACAAUGAAUAACCCAGUUCACUCAUUUGGGCAGUUUCAACAGACCAACCAUACUAAACCUAAUAUACCACCCUCUUCAAUGUCUUCAAUUUCCAAUGCUCGUGUUUGCAAUUCAGCCACAGUGGGACCAUCAAAAUUUACUUACAGGUCUUUAUUAGCAGACAUGAUCCAACCACUGGAUGUGAAAGAACUUUGUUCCGUUUUGGUGUACUCUUCAAGACAAGCUGCCAAACUGUUUGCAGAGGAAAAGAGUGCAAGAGAAAAACAAAGAGAAACAUCUGUUGCUUUAUCAUCUCAAGAACAACUAGUGAAUGACAAAAGUGUGGUGGGGGAUGCUUUGCCCAGCAAUUGUUCCAGUGGGAGCCUGGAUGACAAAAGAGGCACAGGCAAGCCCUGUUUGGAUGCUGUUGACGUGCCAACGCAAAGGCCAAUGUCUCCAGGAACUUUGGCAUUAAUGUGUGACGAGCAGAAUACUGUGUUUUCUGCAGGUUCUCCUAAUGAAUCCACUAGCCUUUGCUGUGCCACAUCUUCCCAAAUGUCUCAUGGUAAAGCUAUGCCUGAAGUUUAUGCAGAGCAGGAAAGCAUUGUUUUGACAAAGUUCCGUGAUUGUCUUAAUAGACUUAUCACUUUGGGAAAGCUAAAAGAAACAAAGUGUUCUUCAAUGGCACGCGCGUCAGACUUGAUUCACCAAAAGGACAUCGUAAUCAACAAUGACACACAGCAAGAAGCUUACAUCAAUGGUUUUGCUCAGCCUCCACCGAGAACUUCUCAACCGGUAAGUUUUACCGCUGGUGGUGCUAGUACUCCUCUUCCGGGUAUUUCACAAGCAACUGAGAAUGAGGUUCAAAAACCAAAAAACUAAAAGUUAGACUGCUGUAUAGAGAUUUGCGCAACACAUGUGCAUCAUGUAAUAUUAGGUGAUUGUUUGCUUCUGACUUCUGUUAGGUGAUUUUCCCAACAGCUGUGUUGUGUUCAUUUGGGGCACCAUCCAUAAGAGCUAACAUAUUCAUAGGAUUUUUAGCAUUGUUCAAGGAUAGUAAAAAAGUUUUUGUCCACUAGCCAUUACACAUUUGUAGGGAUGUGACAUUUGUAUGUAAGGCAGUUCAAGUGGGCAAGCCCGCUCUUGUUAGAAUGGACGAUUCUGGAAGUACCUCAUUUAGGCUCAUGUAAUCAUGGAUGUUUGAGUUAAUAAUAUCUUUCUUCCGUUUGAGUAAAA
This is a messenger RNA of Cuscuta epithymum, 2665 nucleotides long. The record is from the annotation of a GenBank genome assembly. NCBI's taxonomy places the organism in Eukaryota, Viridiplantae, Streptophyta, Magnoliopsida, Solanales, Convolvulaceae.